GCUUCUUUCAACAGCAGCAACAGUUAGUCAGCCACCUCGGUAGCUUGCUAUCCAAAAUAGCUGAACCAAUAAACCUCUUUAGACGAUUUAGUUUAUAUUAGCCACUGUUUUAAACCAACUUCUGUCGUCUAGUUAGUUAUCCUAUUUAAUAUCAUAUUUACAGUGUUGUUGUUUUUAGUCAGUUAGCGGGCUGGUUAAAUUAGCAUUAGCUUAGCUAGCUAACAUCUCCAACCAUGAGUUCACUAAGCUACUGUCCUGGUAAAGAAGAGGAGGUCUGCUGGACGGAGAAUGAAGCUCUCAUCAAAGAGGAGGGAGGAGAGGCUGUUACAAUACAAAAAGUAGAUGCUGAGGCUGUUACAGUGAAAGAAGAAGAGGAAGACGUUUCAGUGAAAGAAGAGGAAGACGCGUUCAGAGUGAAAGAGGAGAAGGAAGAAGAGGCUGUUACAAUACAAAAACAAGUAGACAGUGAGGGUGUUACCGUGAAAGAAGAAGAAAAAUACGUUACAGUAAAAGAAGAGGAAGAGGAGUUCAGAGUGAAAGAGGAGGAGGAUGUUACAGUAAAAGAAGAGGCCGAGAAAGAGGAAGUUGCAGUUUUUGCAGUGAAAGAGGAGGAGGGGGAGAUUACUGUCACAUCGAAAAAGGAAGAGGAGGAAACUGGAUAUCUGGGCCCGGUUUCCCAAACUCAUCUUAAGGCAUCCAAUGGUUCUAACGAUGAACGUGCCCUGGUUUACACUCGAGAGAGACAGGACUAUCGUGGAUCAUCUGGGGAGCCUCAACAACCUCAUGAUGCUGACGAGGCAGAGAAGAGUCUCUCCAGAUCAGAACACCUCAAGAAACACCAGCAGAGACCCACAGGAAAGAAAUCUCAUUGCUGCUCUGACUGUGGGAAAUGUUGCAAAUAUUCAUCAGACCUUAAAAUACACCAGCGAGUACACACAGGAGAGAAAUCUCACCACUGUUCAGAUUGUGGGAAAAGCUUUUCAACAUCACAGAUUUUGAAGCUGCACCAGAGAACACACACAGGAGAGAAACCUCAUAGCUGUGAUCAAUGUGGGAAGAAUUUUACUCAGUCAGGCUCCCUGAAAUCACACCAGAAACUACACACAGGAGAGAAACCUUAUAGCUGUAUUCAAUGUGGGAAGAGUUUUACUACUUCUAGCAAUCUGACUAUACACCAGAGAACACACACAGGAGAGAGAUCAUUUAGUUGUAAUCAAUGUGGGAAGAGUUUUGUUCAGUCUAGCGAUCUGACAGUACACCAGAGAACACACACAGGAGAGAAACCUUUUCGCUGUGAUCAAUGCGGGAAGAGUUUUAUUACAUCUAGCUAUCUGAAUAUACACCAGCGGACACACACAGGAGAGAAAUCUUAUAGCUGUGAUCAGUGCGGUAAGAGUUUUAUUACAUCUAGCCAGCUGACUACACACCAGCGAGUACACACAGGAGAGAAAUUUCACCACUGUUCAGGUUGUGGGAAAAGCUUUUCUACAUUACAGACUUUGAAGCUGCACCAGAAAACACACACAGGAGAGAAAUCGUAUAGCUGUGAUCAAUGUGGGAAAGGUUUUAUUACAUCUAGCAAUCUGACUAUACACCAGCGAACACACACAGGAGAGAAACCUUAUAGCUGUAAUCAAUGUGGGAAGAGUUUUAAUACAUCUAGCCAUCUGACUACACACCAGCGAGUACACACAGGAGAGAAGCUUCACCACUGCUCAAAUUGUGGGAAAAGCUUUUCAACAUCACAGUCUUUGAAGCUACACCAGAGAACACACACAGGAGAGAACCCUUAUAGCUGUAUUCAAUGUGGGAAGAGUUUUACUACAUCUAGGAAUCUGACUAUAUGCCAGAGAACACAUACAGGAGAGAGGUCCUUUAGUUGUAAUCAAUGUGGGAAGAGUUUUGUUCAGUCUAGCGAUCUGACAGUACACCAGAGAACACACACAGGAGAGAAAUCUUAUAACUGUGAUCAGUGUGACAAGAGAUACUCUGAUAAAAGAUCUCUGAUCAAACAUCAGAAA
Messenger RNA from Oncorhynchus tshawytscha (Chinook salmon), 2021 nucleotides. Its product is annotated as zinc finger protein 2 homolog. Gene Ontology annotation, cellular component: nucleus. The transcript has 2 exons. Gene Ontology annotation, molecular function: DNA-binding transcription factor activity, RNA polymerase II-specific; RNA polymerase II cis-regulatory region sequence-specific DNA binding. Gene Ontology annotation, biological process: regulation of transcription by RNA polymerase II; central nervous system development. The record is from RefSeq and is a predicted model, not a curated record. Lineage: Eukaryota; Metazoa; Chordata; Actinopteri; Salmoniformes; Salmonidae. The annotation marks the transcript as partial.